AUGGAUGUCAUUAUCUGGGCGAUUUCGAGUGUCUUUCGCUGGAUGCGCUUGAAGGUAUACCAGUAUGAGGUGACCUUUGCCCUCUACAUGCUUACGCCAAUUGAGAAGUUCAUCUUCAAUACAUUCCUCUUGACUCUGGUCACGAUGAUUACUGCUGGAAUCUAUAUUUACCUCCCUGACCACCUACGCGCCAUCUACGGCCGCCUCUACUACUACUGGGCCGGCGAGCGCCUGUUCAGCUCAGGCCGUCUGUCAAUCAGCUCGGUCUUCGGGGAGAGCGCCACAGCCAUUGGAGGCAUGGUAUACGAGACCGCAAAGAACGCGGCGGCUACCACCACCCAGCGGAUGGAGCGCAUGGCUGAACUGUGA
Penicillium brevicompactum is the source of this 369-nucleotide messenger RNA. Its product is annotated as serine palmitoyltransferase small subunit family protein. NCBI's taxonomy places the organism in Eukaryota, Fungi, Ascomycota, Eurotiomycetes, Eurotiales, Aspergillaceae. The record is from RefSeq and is a predicted model, not a curated record. The transcript has 2 exons. Bases 1 to 369 code for a protein of 122 amino acids.